Molecule: messenger RNA, 1314 nt
Organism: Ruditapes philippinarum (Manila clam)
Lineage: Eukaryota; Metazoa; Mollusca; Bivalvia; Venerida; Veneridae
Product: SH3 domain-containing kinase-binding protein 1-like
Exons: 4
Coding region: 200-823 (207 amino acids)
Molecular function (GO): protein binding
Source: RefSeq, a predicted model, not a curated record
AGCUUAUUCAUAGAAAUUUCUUAAUACUUAAAUAAACUGUUCUCUUUCCAAAGCAUUUCAAAUCCUUAACACGAAUUUGCCAUGCUAAAUGUAUAGAAACAAAUGAUGUUUUUAAUGUAUAGGAACUCCAAUUCUAAAUACAGAAAGAGAGCAGGCAGCACACUCAGGUCCUGUAUUUCCUGCACAAUCAGAUCAAGAUAUGAUAUCAGUACCUAUACAACAGCCAGAAACGUAUAUAGCUUUGUACGAUUACAAACCAAGAAUGGACGAUGAAAUCGAAAUCAAGGCAGGACAUGUUGUGACGGUUUGGGAAAACUGUGAUGAUUGGUUCCGUGGUGUAGCAAGCGGGAGAUAUGGAUUAUUCCCUCAGAAUUACGUACAGAAGGUUGAAGAUUCAGGUGGUGCCGGUACACAUGCUUCAGGUGGUGCCUGUACAAAUGAAAUGGCUAGUAAAAUAUUAUAUGCUCGCCGUGGGUCUCAAAUUCUAACUACAGAAAGAGAGCAAGAAUCACACUCGGAUCCUGUAUUCCUUGCACAAUCAGGUCAAGAUAUGAUACCAAUACCUCAACAACAGCCAGAAAAGUAUAAAGCUGUGUGCGAUUACAAACCAAUAAGGCAUGGUGAAAUCGAAAUCAAGGCAGGACAUGAUGUGACGGUUUGGGGAAAAAGUGAUGAUUGGUUCCGUGGUGAAGCAAGCGGUCGAUAUGGAUACUUCCCUGGGAAUUUGGUACAGAAGCUUGAAGAUAAUGAUUCAUUUGGUGAAUGUACAAAUGAACUGGCUAAGAAAUCAUAUGCUCGUCGUGCUAAGUUGAAAGAUAGCUAAAUUAAACUAAAUAUAUAAUUAACAGGAAGUGAUGGAUGUAUUUUAUCAAUAUCAAAACAAGACAAUGAGUGUAUUCAAGAGAAAGGACAGAUCGUGUGAAAAAUUACUUAUUGUAUAUUCCGAUCGUUUCACAAUCAUCUUGAAUACUUGUAAAUAAGCCAUUAAAUCACCGACAGUUAUGAAACAUAUUUAAAUCUAUAAAUAGGAUAAAGUGUGUUCUUGUGUUACCAUUAAGAAAAUUAAAUAGUUUAACCAAUUUUCCAUUUCACAUUUCAAUAUUAUUAGGUACAAGUGUGGAAAAUUUUCUGAAUUCCGCCUAUUCGCAAGAAAUAUCUCAAUUUCAGUAUUUAUGUUGAAUUCAGGUAACAGACCUCAUUGAAUAACAGAUUAAGUCCGAAACGUUCUAAGUUGUCGUUAAUGCCAUCCAGGAAGAUAGUGAAGUCCAGUCUAGUUACCUAGUUAUUCUUAGUACAUUAAAUUUGAAUAUGUUU